Messenger RNA from Glossina fuscipes, 6914 nucleotides. RefSeq lists its product as uncharacterized. The record is from RefSeq and is a predicted model, not a curated record. Gene Ontology annotation, molecular function: protein binding. The transcript has 13 exons. Lineage: Eukaryota; Metazoa; Arthropoda; Insecta; Diptera; Glossinidae. The coding region runs from base 1285 to 4737 and encodes 1150 amino acids.
AUUUAUAUGCCUAUAUAACAUAAAUCUCAUAUGUAGAUAUGUUUAAUACGUGUGUAUGAAAGAAUACAUGAAAGAAUACCAAAUAAAAAAAAAAUAAUAAAAAAAAAGAAUAAAAAAAAAGAUUAUUUUCUUCCACGCAUAAUAGUGCAAGUUAUGUACUCACCAAAAUAUCUGUAAUGUGCAUACAAGCAAACUAAAUAACUACACCUGCUAACAUUGUGUGUAAGACAUAAACAUGUCACCAAUUUCUCAACAACAAUAAUAUAAAAAGAAGGUAUUAAAGAAAAGUGAAAAAAAAAAAAAAAUAAAAUAAGUAAAAAAGGAAUAGUGAAGAGAAAAAGUCGAAGCCUUCGCAAUACCCAUCAUACCGGCUAUCAAUUAUUUAAAAUAAAUUGCCUUUCAAUUUGUUCUCGCUUACUGAACGGAUGCAGUGUUUGCAAUAAAAAGUGUUUUGCAACAACUAUGUGAUAUGUUUGAUGUGAUAGAUGGAAUUGAAUUGAAUUGAAAUGCAUCACUUGCAACAACUGAAUUAGAAGACGAAGAAAGACAAGAAGUACUACUUACAUCGCCUAUAUGGGAUAAGAAAUGUUAAUCGCAUUAUGUUAAGCAAAAAUUAAUGGCAAAAGAAUCCAUAAAUAAGAGAGAAAGAAACUCAACCAGUCAGCCAGUAUUCGAACAAAGUGAUCAUUUCAUGUACAAUUAAACAAUAAAUAUUUCAUUCCAGUAAACUGUACUUUAAAAACGAAUAUAUAUGGAGUAAUUUUCUAACCAAUAAAAACAACAACAACAACAACAACAGUUGCGAAAUUAAGAUAUGAUUUACAAUUCAUAUGUUUUUGCAUAUAUACCGUAUAUGUAGUUGCUAUUAAAAUUAAUAUUUUUUGUAUUUGUAAAGCCGUUAUGCGAAAGGAGCCAUUGAAAAUCAAUCGCGAGAGAUUUUCAGCACCGUAUCUGAAUGAAUAGAAGAGAGUAAGAUUUUAAUUGUGCAACGAAUCCCAUUGUUAUUAAUUGCACUGCCGGUGUUAACAUCCCAAAUAUGAAAGCCAAUUCUCUCUUCACAUCCAUGUAUGUUGCAGCUGUUGGAGGAAAAGCUAUUUAAGAUUUUAAUCUUUCAAAAAGCAAGAAAAACGAAAAAAAGAAAAAACAAAUAAAAGUGCGGUCGUAAGUUGUAGGUGAAAGAGAAGACGGCAAUUUUACGCUGGAGGAGUCGCACAAAUAAUGAAGCUCAGCAGCAGCACGUCGUGUGGUUGCCGUUUUUGCUGCUGCUGCUAUUGUUGGAUAAUAAUGCUGUUAAUAUUUUCAAGCAUUGUUUAUGUUUCACCUGUUAUGACUAAUGUAAAUAACAACAACCAUAACAACGAUUAUUUUCAACUACAAGAACAACAGCAGCGACAAUUGAAAACUAAAUCUACAACGAUGAAAGUAAAAACCCCCCCAACACAUACACACACAACCCCUACUACUAAUUAUAUGCGAGCAGCCUCUAAUUGGUUCGAUUCGAAAACGUAUGAAGCGAUGCAUUCAUUUGCAAUGAAGGAGAGAAGAGAUGCACCGAAAACAUUAGCUGUAAUACCUGAAUGGACUACUUUUACAAUAUUCACAACAGGAAGAAGAUUUUUUACACCUUUCACGACCACUGUUACUGUACACUCUAAGGCUACUACUAGUACAACUAUCAGUAACGAUAUCAGCACUGAAACAGUAUCUAUUUCCACUAUGACAGCAACUAAAUCUCGGGAACAAUACUUUAUAAGCGAAGAGUCUUCUGCAAUGACGAACGGGGUUUUCAUUAUGGCAAGCGAUGAAAUGCAAUCUAAAGAAGGUCAAAAGACACUGCACAAUAGUAUUAAAAGUCAUAACAAUAUCCGAUUUAUAAAACCAACAGGUAGUUAUAUUUGUGCAACAAAAACGACAACAAAAAAACGUGAUGAAAUUAGCAACCUUAACAAUAGCACAACCCAGACAAGUAUUAUUAGUAAUACAAGCAACGGUGAUGACGCAACAACAAUUCCCAGUCUCAGUCAAAUUACACAUGAUGUUGGUCAAAGAAAUUUGAUAGAGAAGCCAAUGCAAAGGCUCACAAGACAUCAGGAUGAUAAGGCAAUAACAAUUCCAUUACAAUCAAUACCUUUGUAUUCCAUAACGAUAGAACGGCAACAACAGCACCGGCAAAAUACAGAAAAUGGGAAUAAUAACAAAGAUAAUGAUAGACAAGACGUAGCAACUUUAACAACAGCAUCAGCAUCAGCAUCAGCACCAUCAUCAGCAUCAACAUCAGCAUCAACAUCAACAUCAGCAUCAACAUCAGCAUCAGCAUCAAGAACAAUAACAAUAACAAAGGCUUCUAGAAGCACGCAAAUAGAAAGGUAUAUAAAAAUAAUCUUAAUCAAAGGGCAUUUUUAUGUUUACGCUUACAACAACAACGUUAAUAAAAGCAGCGAUAAAAAUAAUAUGCUUGCUUUGUUAAGAUUAUCCUAUUUUCGUAGGAAAGAAACUGCAAUACAACCAGUGAAUCAAUUGAGGCGACCUAUGAUGGUAACGACGACGACAACAACAUCGUCAUUACUGCAACGUUAUGCACGUCAGGCAGCAGAUGCCGAACAGAAUGAUAAGUGUCGUAUGUUCGUGGAAGGAGAUCCUGCGAAAAAUGAAUUCUAUAGCCCCGAAUUCCCCAAUAAUUAUACGAAAAACAUUAACUGCACACGAGUGAUUGUAGCUCCGAAGGGACAAAUAAUACGUUUGGAUUUCCGCAAUUCAUUUCACAUAGAAUACAAGGAGGAGUGUAAAUUUGAUUUUUUAGAGAUACGUGACGGACAGUAUGGUUUCUCAAAUUUAAUCGGGAAAUAUUGUGGCAGAACUUUCCCACCGGAGAUAACAUCGAAAGAGCGUUACUUAUGGUUGCAUUUUCAUUCAGAUGAAAGCAUUGAAUAUCAAGGUUUCACGGCUGUCUACGAAUUCAUCGAUAGGAAUCGUGACGCACCCAGCACUGAUUUGAAUUGUACAAUUGAAAAGGACGGCUUUGAGGGCUUCAUUAACUCAACAGAUGUGCCUCAAGAGAUAAGGGAGACUGUCAUACGUAAUAAGAUACCAUUAGAUUGUAUGUGGCGUAUACAAGUGCAGGAUAAAUGGAAGAUACAAGUGACAUUUUUGAAUUUCAAAUUAAGCAAACCUAAUGACUGCGAAGUAAAUUUCCUCGAUAUUUUUCCUGAACAAACUGUUAUGCCCAUGAGAGUGAAAAACUUUUGUGGCUCUGCUGGUGAAGGCAUCACUUCGGAUUCAAAUAUAUUGCAUAUGCGGUUUUAUGCUGAGCAAAUUGCCAUCAAUUCAACUUUUUCCAUUUUGUUUACUGCUUUUAGGGAUCGCGGCAGCGGAGGUUGCUUAGAAGGUGAAUACGAUUGUGAAGAUGCGACUUGCAUAGACGGCGAUCUACGUUGCAAUGGACGAAGUAAUUGUAAAUUCCUUUGGGACGAGGAAGGUUGCAAGACGGGUACCGAUGGCCAAAAGGAACACAUGAUUAUUAUUAUCACAGUAUUUGGUUUAAUAUUGGGUGGCAUGGUGAUAACAUUCCUCGUGAAUUGUAUACGAAAAAUUAUGCACGAUCAAAAGAUAAUACGGCAACACAUACGUCAAUCUAAAGAGAGUAAAUUAGACGAAAUGGGUCGGCAUUCGAAAGCACGUUCUCGUGACAAUCUAUCCGCAGUAGUUUCACCUAGGCAAAAGCACUCGCAGACCUCAUUACAAAUACUCGACGAUGUUUCCAACCGUUAUUAUCGUGAAGUGGAAGCCAUUGCAGUGCAAUCAGCAAAAGAAAAAGACCACAGCAUAUUGCGUCACCAACAACAUGAUAUGAUUGUACAAACUAGUCUCUACAAUACCGAUGAUUCCUCGACAAGUACCAUUACCGCACCACCGCAACCGCCACAGCGACCUACACAAUCAACAGCAACAGUAACACAAAUUCCGCAUCCCAGAGCUUGCGACAUGAGUUGCCAGACAAGGGAAUCGCUAUUUGCUACUUCGACCUUCUUGCGUCAAAAAUCAAAAACAUCUAUUCUGAAUGGCAAUGGUGGUGGUGGUGGCAGCAGUACUGAUGGACGAAGUGAUAGAGGGACUAUCGAAAGUGUGCCACCACCGCCACGUUUUUCUACGUUUGGCUACGAAACGCAACAAAAAGUUUCUGCCCCCACAGCCCCAUUGACAGUAACAGCCGUGUCGCGACGCAAUAUGCACGUGCCACAAGAGUCCAUAGAACUGAAGCAAAGACAUAGUUCAUUACUGCCACAACAUCAACUACAACAGCAUCAUCAUCAGCAGCAACAAUAUCAACAACAACAACAACAGCUACAGCAACAUCAACAGCAACAGCAACAACAACAGCUACAACAACAACAACAACAACAACAGCAACAUCAACAGCAUUUAUAUCAUCGAGCACCGCAAGAACUGUGUCAUCAUCAUCACCAACAUCAACAGCACUUACAGCAAAAGCAACAAACACUGCCGCAUUGUCAACAACGUCAACAUAUACCGCAACAGCAACAACAUCAUCAUAUUCCCGCGGCUAACGUAUCCAAUGUACCAAGCACAACAAACGCCGUUGCAACGGCGAUAUCAGCAGGUCACAGAGCUAUUGCUGCUGAUACCGGUAAAAGUAAACCAACAAAAACUGACGAAUCGAAAGUAUUCAUCGAUAUUAGAAAUUCAGCGCCCGAUGUUAUCAUAAUGACAUCACAUUGACAAUUAAGGAAUUUUAAUGACGGCCAUAAUAACUACGCAGACGAUAUAGUUGUUAUUCUCUCACCCGAGAUGAUAUCAUUAGUUCUCUAUUCUGGCUCAUGUCUAGACUUCUUGUUUUGUCAAAUUAAAUUUCGAUAUUUUUUUAUUGCCAUAACUGAUACAGACAACAAAACCCAGAUAUUGGCUUAUUGCUGACACAGCCAUCAACACUACUCUUGCUUGUAACGUAGUAUUGUGCUUGUCGGAUAUUCCUUUUGCAUCUCGUAUAUAACUUCUUGCGCUGUUCGUGUCAUCAUCAUGCAGUUCGCUUAGUAACACCCUGCACCCCUCACAUGAAAUGGUUCGUUCGUCCCUUUUCGCUACUCUUUUUUUAGCUAUCAUCUCAUUGUCACAGUUUACAAAGCAAUUAUUAAUAACAAGCAACAUCGUUUUUGCCAACGUCUGCUGUUACUUUUGCUUUUGUAUUAUGUGUAUGUGUGCUUCUGCGUAUAUGUGCGCACACACAUAUAAGCAUUCGUCCUUUCAUAUUCGUACAUGUGCAUCGUUUUGUACUCUCGAAACAGAAAAAGUGAAUAUGUUAUAUGCACUGACAAACGCAGGGACGCCUCGCUUGUUUGUUCCUUAGUUUAUCCGUACGUUGGAAUGUGGUGGACAUGAUUCAUAUAAAUACCAAAAAACGAAAAAAGAAAAUAAAAAUAAAAAAAUAAAAAAAUAUGUUGAAUAAAGAAUAAAGCGACAAUUUGCAUGAUAUCCAUGCGGCAUUUGGAGUGCAUUCACGUACGCACGCAUGCUAAACAAGAUCGUAUAUAAAGCGAGGGUACUUAUGUUAAAAUUCUAUUAGCUUACGAAAAUCAAACUUUGUUUGGUUUUAAUUGGGCUGAAAAAGCAUUUUUUUGUAGAACUCUGUGUACUCUGCUAUAACUGUCGUCUUCUAACUUUAUUACCGAAAUAUUUGGCAUAACUUUUAAAUCAUUGCACAUAAAAAUCUUGCUUUCUUGAUCGGAAAUUGAUAUUUCAAUGCGUGUACAUAAGUAAAUGUGUACUUAAAAAAACGUAAAUUCUUUAUAGCAAUUGUGAUGCGAUGAAAAGUGAAUAUUGACAGUUUUUGUGCUAUAAGCCGAGAGAGAGGACAUCAGAAAGGACAUUAUCAGCAUGUUCUGCAUGUCUGCGCCUGGGAAUGUGACAAGUCAUCGAACUGGACGGAUUGUUGAUCUGACAAUUGCAUUUUGCACAUAAUCUUAUCCACAAAUAUUGAUGCGAAAAACAUUUUGCCACUCAUUUAAAACAUAUGCAAGCAUGUGAUGCCAAUAAACCUGCUUGCGAAUGACCAUAACUUCGCGUACAUAAGUUCGCCUACGUACAUUUCCAUCUGUUGUUUCCAUCGUAUGUCAAGUCUGAAGGGUAAGUGCACGAGUGCUUACAUAUUAUGCGGUAUAUAUUGUUUAUUUGCACAAUUUGCUUCUUUUUUUUUCUCUCUCUCUCUUUUUUAAAUCCCUUCUGCCAAAAAGUUUCAGAACACCGUACAGUCAAACAGAAUAACGCCAUCGAAUAUUCAAGAUAAUACAUUCAUUGUUGUCACCAAGGGGUAAAGAGAUAUUUAUUUUCUUUUGUCAUUUUAUUCAUAAUAACCCCAAGUUCCAUUUAUCUGUCCGUGAUUUAUUGUUGGAUCCUGUAACACGUUCACAAUAGAUCAAAGCUAAAAGUAUGCCUUAAGAAUUUCAAUACGAUUUCAUCGAUGCGUCAACACGUUGAAGUUAAAAUUCGUUACAAAUGUUCCCGCAAGUCCGAUAAAAAAAAGAAAAAAACAACAAUAUGACAAUGAUUCCAUUGCUAAAAAAGACAACAAAAAAUAUUAACUAUAUGUCGCAUAGCCGAUAGUAGACAGGAAUCGCGGCUAUCACGUUGACGCUCGUGGUUUUAAGUCUUGAGCUUACUUGGCAUAAUACUGACCGCUUGGAGGCUGCGUAAGGCUGCGUCCACUUCUCGUCUCUUCCCUCUUUCCUCUUUCUUCUUUCCUUUUCCCCACUUUCUCCUGAAUAUCACGCAUAGAGGACAACCUUUGAGUGAUUGUUUAUAUUAAUGUUCAGCCGAAAAGUGCCCCAUGCUAUUUAUCUUGGGAUAAUUUUCUAUAAUAAAAAAAAAAAAAAAAAAAAAUUCGAGUCUAUUGAAGUUAAAAA